GGAAAAACAAAAUUCAAUGGAAGAUAAGAAAACGUUUAGUAGUAACGAUGAUGUUAAGAAGGAGAAACAUGGAUCCAUAAGUUCCAUUUUCAUGCAUGCGGAUGGUGUAGAUAUGUGGUUGAUGGCUGCAGGCUUCAUUGGAGCUGUUGCUGAUGGCACUGCUCCUCCUCUGAUGAUAUAUUUGGCUGGCCGUAUGUUUAACAAUGUCGGCGGCGCUGGUUCAGCUUCAUCUCUUGAUUUGCUCACCCACAACGUUAAUAAGGUUGCUCUAUAUAUUGUUUUGAUUGCCUGUGGUGGAGGCGCUGGAUGUUUCCUAAAAGGAUAUUGUUGGACAAGGACAAGUGAAAGGCAAGCCGCUCGAAUGAGAACAAGGUAUUUGAAAGCUGUCCUAAGACAAGAUGUUGGCUACUUUGACCUGAAUGUAACCAGCACAGCUGAAGUAGUCGCAAGUGUUUCCAAUGACAGUCUCAUAAUUCAAGAUGUUAUCAGUGAGAAGGUUCCAAGCAUAAUAACAACAGGUGCUACAUUUAUUGGAUGUUACAUAAUACCUUUUCUCUUAGCAUGGAGAUUAGCCCUUUUGAUUUCUCCGUUUAUUAUACUUCUGGUGGCUCCAUAUUUGAUAUAUGGAAGAAUUUUACUGAGUCUUGAAAGGAAGAUUAGGGUAGAGUAUAAUAAAGCCAGCACAAUAGCAGAGCAGGCAAUAUCUUCUAUAAGAACAGUUUAUGCCUUUGUCAGUGAAAACAAAACCACAACCGAGUUCUCUGCAGCUCUACAAGAAUCUUUAAAGUUGGGGUUGAAGCAAGGGAUGGCUAAAGGCUUAGCCAUUGGAAGCAAUGAAAUUAAUUUUGCCGCUUGGGCUUUCAUUAUUUACUAUGGUAGCAGAAUGGCUAUGUACCAUGGAGCUAAGGGUGGAACUAUGUUCAUUGUGGGCACUUGUAUUGCUGUGGGAGGAAAAGAACUUGGCAUAGGCUUAUCCAACCUGAAGCCCUUAUUUGAAGCAUGUGCGGCUGCAGAGCGUAUAAAUGAAAUGAUUAAAAGAGUUCCUAAGAUUGAUUUAGAUAAUUUGGUGGGGGAAACCUUGGAUAACACUGUGGGAGAAUUCGAAUUCAAACAAGUUGAGUUUGCAUACCCUUCAAGGCCUGAGAGCAUGAUUUUCGAGAGUUUCUGUCUCAAAAUUCCUUCAGGGAAGACUGUGGCUUUGGUGGGUAGUAGUGGAUCAGGAAAAUCAACAGUGAUUUCACUGUUGCAAAGGUUUUAUGAUCCGCUUGGAGGAGACAUACUUCUUGAUGGGGUUUCUAUCAAAAAAUUGCAGCUCAAGUGGUUAAGGUCACAAAUGGGGUUGGUGAGUCAAGAGCCUACACUGUUUGCAACAACCAUUGAAGAGAACAUACUCUUUGGCAAUGAAGAAGCUGGAAUGGAAGAGGUUAUUGAAGCUGCUAAAUCUUCCAAUGCCCAUGAUUUCAUAUCCCAGUUUCCUCAAGGAUAUGACACCCAGGUUGGCGAAAGAGGGGUUCAAAUGUCUGGUGGACAGAAACAAAGAAUUGCCAUAGCAAGAGCUUUGAUAAAAGCACCAAAAAUCCUCCUCCUUGACGAGGCUACAAGUGCAUUAGACUCUGAAUCCGAACGUAUUGUGCAAGAAGCUCUUGACAAGGCCUCUAUUGGACGUACAACUGUCAUUGUUGCCCACCGCCUUUCUACUAUUAGACAUGCAGAUUUAAUUGCUGUUGUCCAAGAUGGGCAGGUCAUGGAGAUCGGAUCACAUAAUGAGUUAAUGGUAAAUGAAAAUGGUAUUUAUUCCAUGCUAGUGCAACUUCAACAAACAGAACAAGUGAAAACCGAGGAAGAAUGCAACGAAAAUUUAUCAGUAAAUGACUCAGCUCGUAUAACAAACAUGGAAAUCAAUAUUUCUAGCAGUUGUAGAGUCUCCUCUCUAUCCAGCCAAACAAGUUCAACCAAUUCUGCAGCAUCAAAUCAUGGUUCACCGGGUGGAGAAAUGAAAGUUUCUACACCAUCUUUCAGAAGAUUGUUGGCCUUGAAUUUACCGGAGUGGAAACAAGCUACCAUAGGAUACUUGAGUGCAAUUUUAGCUGGUGCAGUGCAACCAAUUUCAGCUUUCACAAAGGGGACAAUGAUAUCAAUGUUUUUUCUCACGGAGCACGGGCAAAUUAAAGAAAAGGCCAAGGUUUAUGUGUUGGCUUUCCUUGGACUUUUUCUGUUUUCACUGACGAUCAAUAUUAUUCUGCAUUAUAAUUUUUCUUACAUGGGGGAGCACUUGACAAAGAGGAUAAGAGAAAGGUUGUUUUCAAAGAUACUGACUUUCGAAGUUGCGUGGUUUGACCGAGAUGAGAAUUCCAGUGGCUCUUUAUGUGCUAGAUUAGAAAAAGAUGCAAGUGGGGUGAGAUCUUUAAUCGGUGACGGAGUGUCUUUUCUAGUGCAAACCAUUUCGUGUGUAAUUUUAGCUUGUGCACUUGGCCUAUUCAUUGCAUGGAGACUUGCCAUUUUCAUGAUAGUAGUUCAACCCCUCAUCAUCCUCUCCGUUUACGCUCGAAUUGUCUUACUAAAAAGAAUGUCCCAAAAAGCUAUUGAAGCACAAGAAGAGAGCAGCAAGCUUGCUACUGAGGCAGUUUCCAACCACCGAACCAUUACCGCCUUCUCAUCUCAAGAUCGAAUCUUGAAAAUGCUACAGAAAUCCCAUGAGAGUCCAAGAAAAGAGAACAUUAGACAAUCUUGGUUUGCUGGUUUUGGACUUGGGUUUUCUCGAUUUCUUUUGUCAAGCAUUAUAGCCUUUGAUUUCUGGUAUGGCGGGAAACUCAUAUCUCAGGGACAUAUCACCUCAAAAGCCUUCAUUGAAACAUACCUCAUCAUGAUUACCACUGGCUUUUUCAUUGCUAAAGUUGCAAGCAUGACUUCAGACUUGGCCAAGAGUGUAGAGGUUGCUGGAUCUUUGUUUGCCAUAUCAGACCGCUACACAAGAAUUGAACCAGACAACUCUAACGGUUAUGUUGCUGAAGAGAUUACAGGACAUGUGGAAAUUUGUGACAUAGAUUUUGCAUAUCCGGCCAGGCCUAAUAUGAUCAUCUUGAAGGACUUUUCAAUCUCCAUCGAAGCUGGGAAAUCAACAGCGUUGGUGGGGCAAAGUGGAUCUGGUAAAUCAACAGUCAUCAGUUUGAUUGAAAGAUUUUAUGACCCUCUCAAAGGAGUAGUGAAGAUUGAUGGUCAAGAUAUAAGAUUAUACAACCUAAGGUCACUGAGGAAACACAUAGCACUCGUUAGCCAAGAACCAGCACUAUUUUCUGGCACAAUCAAGGAAAACAUUUUGUAUGGAGCCUCUGCUAAAACUAAUGAAUCUGAAAUCAUUGAAGCAGGAAAAGCAGCCAAUGCACAUGAUUUCAUUGCCGGCCUAGCAGAUGGCUAUGACACCUGGUGUGGAGACAGAGGUGUACAACUAUCCGGGGGGCAGAAGCAACGCAUCACCAUCGCCCGAGCCAUAUUGAGGAAUCCGACGAUGUUAUUGUUAGAUGAAGCAACCAGUGCACUAGAUGGUAAAUCUGAGAAAGUGGUGCAAGAGGCAUUAGAACAAGUGAUGGUAGGAAGGACUAGUGUUGUUGUGGCACAUAGGCUAAUUACCAUUCAAAACUGUGAUGUCAUUUUUGUGUUAGAGAAAGGGAAGGUAAUUGAGAGUGGUAAUCAUUCAUCCUUGUUAGCGAAGGGGCCAACAGGUGCUUACUACUCUUUGGUUAAUCUUCAAAGUAGAACACAUGAUUCUACUUGGUUCAAAUAA
Messenger RNA from Hibiscus syriacus, 3781 nucleotides. RefSeq names its product ABC transporter B family member 15-like. The coding region runs from base 17 to 3781 and encodes 1254 amino acids. Gene Ontology annotation, biological process: transmembrane transport. The transcript has 7 exons. Lineage: Eukaryota; Viridiplantae; Streptophyta; Magnoliopsida; Malvales; Malvaceae. Gene Ontology annotation, molecular function: ABC-type transporter activity; ATP binding; ATP hydrolysis activity. The record is from RefSeq and is a predicted model, not a curated record. Gene Ontology annotation, cellular component: membrane.